Podarcis lilfordi (Lilford's wall lizard) is the source of this 15987-nucleotide messenger RNA. The record is from the annotation of a GenBank genome assembly. NCBI's taxonomy places the organism in Eukaryota, Metazoa, Chordata, Lepidosauria, Squamata, Lacertidae.
GGUCAAUGUGGGUUCUUCUGGAGGACUUUAAGCAAGUAUUUUGGCACCACUGUUUGAGCAGAAGAAGGUGCAAGUGAAAGCUUCAUUUGUCUUAGCCAGGCUGGGCCAUGGCGACUCUUUCGGUUUUCCUUGAUGUUCCAUUAGCCAAAGCAGCAGACGUUCCCUUGGAUGCGUACAGAGCAGAUCCUUCACCUGAAAAGGUGUGCCUUGGCCAUGCAGGUAGAUUUCCUAGCCAAGCCUAGCUCCUUCCAACAAUAAUCUGUUUCAAUAGGGAAGGUUGCACAACUUAACUCCAAUGCUGUCACAGGUGAGAAGAAACAUUCAGUGACCAUGGUGUUGUAGAUGUGAGGCACAUAAGGGAAUCAACCUUUUGCUGCUCUUCUGAGGUUAAUGGCUUACUGUUUCUUAGCCACCCAGACGACUGUGAUUUUGAGAGGCAAAAACAUAAGACAUAUAGAGACAUUGCCCUAAGCACUUUCCAGAGGAAAAGAGGACAGGCCCUUGCUCCCAAGCGGCUUCCAGUCUAAAAUUAUAAUGGGACGGAUAGUGUAGAUGCAACCAAGGAAGGGGAGCAGAGGGAAGCAAUAUGUGGUUGUUAAAGUUUCAUGUGUGUUUAGUUCAUUCCAGUACUGCAUGGGAAGUUGAGGGUUGAGCCAACAGAAAAGGUGGUGUCUGAGGAGGUCUUUGAGGGAAGCUAGCACCCUCAGGAGUUCUGGGAGGGACUUCUGAGCAUAAAGACAGAAAGUGCAGAGCCUUUCUAUAUUUUGAUUUUAUAUCUGAACACCCCCUUUCCAGCAGGGAAGUUAGCUGAAAGCAGCUCUGAGUGAUUAACGAAGGAUUUUGUUGUUUAGUCGUUUAGUCGUGUCCGACUCUUCGUGACCCCAUGGACCAGAGCACGCCAGGCACUUCUGUCUUCACUGUCUCCCGCAGUUUGGUCAAGCUCAUGCUGGUAGCUUCGAGAACAUCAUCCAACCAUCUCAUCCUCUGUCGUCCCCUUCUCCUUGUGCCCUCCAUCUUUCCCAACAUCAGGGUCUUUUCCAGGGAGUCUUCUCUUCUCAUGAGGUGGCCAAAGUAUUGGAGCCUCAGCUUCACGAUCUGUCCUUCCAGUGAGCACUCAGGGCUGAUUUCCUUAAGAAUGGAUACGUUUGAUCUUCUUGCAGUCCAUGGGACUCUCAAGAGUCUCCUCCAGCACCAUAAUUCAAAAGCAUCAAUUCUUCGGCGAUCAGCCUUCUUUAUGGUCCAGCUCUCACUUCCAUACAUCACUACUGGGAAAACCAUAGCUUUUACUAUACGGACCUUUGUUGGCAAGGUGAUGUCUCUACUUUUUAAGAUGCUGUCUAGGUUUGUCAUUGCUUUUCUCCCAAGAAGCAGGCGUCUUUUAAUUUCGUGACUGCUGACACCAUCUGCAGUGAUCAUGGAGCCCAAGAAAGUAAAAUCUCUUACUGCCUCCAUUUCUUCCCCUUCUAUUUGCCAGGAGGUGAUGGGACCAGUGGCCAUGAUCUUUGUUUUUUUGAUGUUGAGCUUCAGACCAUAUUUUGUGCUCUCCUCUUUCACCCUCAAUAAAAGGUUCUUUAAUUCCUCCUCACUUUCUGCCAUCAAGGUUGUGUCAUCUGCAUAUCUGAGGUUGUUGAUAUUUCUUCCCGCAAUCUUAAUUCUGGCUUCGGAUUCAUUCAGCCCAGCCUUUCACAUGAUGAAUUCUGCAUAUAAGUUAAUGAAGGAUUAACCAAUAUAAAGAACACCUCCUAAUUCAGAAUACACGCACACACACCCCAAAGAUGCAAUAAGUACAAUGAAUGAACCAGAAGUAUAAUUCAUAUGCUAAACAAAUCAAAACAAUAUAGGUUACAUAAAAAAUAAAUCAUAUAUGCCAGGAACAUCAAUCAGCCUGCAGCAUAAAACAAAACAAAGAAACUCCACUAAGCAGGCCAUUGCCAUGUCUCACCCAGCGGGAAUACACACAUCUCCCACCUCUCACCUGGGGGGGCAGGUUUCACCAACAGAUUCUCACCCUAAGGCAGAAACCAAUUCUCUGAGUGCAGCCAACCAGCAGGCAGACUAACUCCACAUAGUAACAGCUAAAGAACUCUGGACCUGGGUUCAAAUCCCCACUCAGCCAUGAAGUUCACCAGGUGCCCUUGGGCCAGUCCCUGCCUCUCAGCCUAACCUACUUUGCAGGGUUGUCGUGGGGUAAAGUGGGGAGGGGGAGAGAACCGUAUAUGCCAUCUUGAGGUCCUUGGAGGAGAAGUGGGACCUAAAUGAGUCAAUAAACAUAAGGGUGGUGGAGCUAGAGAAGUGAGGGGUCAUGGGUCGGGAUGCAUUAGGAUGUGAGAUUGAAAGUGAGGGUGCGAGUUCAUGGAGAGAUUUGAAGAUAAUGACAGGGAGCUUUGUGCUAGAUUCAGGAGCCAACCAGAAUCCAGUAGCAGAGAACUGAAAAGUGAUGCAUGUCAUCAGAAGGGCAAGUUGGGGGAGGUGAAUCUAUCAAUAUCAGUUCCUCUCAGUUUCUCAUUUCCCCCGAACUUAAGUUCAGAUUUCCACAUUUUCGCACAACGUUGAGAUUUUUGUAUCGUUUCAGAAAGUAUGAAUUAGAUAGGUUCGCCUUUAAAUGCUAACUGGAGCAGAUGUCAUCCCCAUCCCUAGUGAUGAGAGAGGCACAUAACUUUGGCAGCGGACGCAAGCUGCAAAGACACAAGGUGAUUAAGGAGAGAGAAAGAGAGGGCCAUAUUUUUUCAACCGUCAACAAGAUCAAAUAAUUUGGAACCUCCAAAGUCCCUUAUGGAUGCAGAACUGAAACUCAGCAUGACCAAAGCGCAUGGGUGUGCCCUCCUGUUUUUGCCUCUGAAAUGUUGGUGGGUACAGCUUACAUCAGCACUGCCCUUCUUCCCAGGCUGCCAGACAGAUCUGGAGGAAGUUUGGAUCCCACCAGUGGUAAAACGAAUCCUGCUUCAAAUUCCUGAGGACCCAACACUGAACCACGAAUACCUCCCACAGCUCGGAAUUUUGGAAUUCACCCGAGCAGCCAUGGAGCUAGCUAUCGGCAAGGACAGCCACGCUCUCCUAGACAACAGGGUAACAGCUUUUAUCAGCAAUAGCAGCUAAAUUAGAUGUCAGCUCAGUGCUAAUUAAGCCAUUCUGUAUGUAGAUUAACUCUGUGCUUAUCACUGUACCUUAGCUUCAUUUAUGUGGUCCUCCUGUCUAGAGAUGUUGGAGAAUUAUGACAAAAACAGAACUGGGAGCUGCAGCUGAACACGGCAAAUGCAGGGCAGAAUGGAAGCAGAUGCCUUCUUAAAUCCCUAAUAUUGCCCCGUCUUGACUUACCCCAAACUUUCCUUUGUAAAUAGGCAUGUGGUGUUCAGACAAAUGGCGGAACCGGAGCCUUGUGGAUUGGAGCUGAAUUUCUGCACCAUUGGUACAAGCCCAGCUACUGCACAGCUCCAGCAACUGUUUUGAUCGCCGCACCCCACUUAGGUAUAUAAAUUGUUGUUGUUUUCCCAGCACCACUUUGAUGCCUAGCCCUACAGUUGAAGCUGCAAGCCCAUGGGAAAUGUUGCUGUGAUUUAAAAAAGAAUCCCAAUCUGUAGCAGUGCAGAAAACAUAAUCUAGAGGGCACACACACCAUAUGUUUAGAGUACUAUGAUACCACUUUUAAAACUUAUUGCUUCCCCCGAAGAAUUCUGAGAGCUGUUCCAUACUACCCAACAAUCCUGCUUUGAGCGAGACAUCCCAGAUUCACAGUAGCUGCCCCGGCUUCUGUUUGAAAUCCUGGAUUCCUCACCUCCUCAUCCUCGUCCUCUGGGGCAGCCAUGGCAGCUUCCACAACCUUCUCUGCCACUGCUGUACUCCCAGAAGCAGGAACAGCACAUCUGGAAGAACACUUCUGAAAGUGGGCACAUCAAUUCCGGUGGGCAGGGAGAGGCCAAGUAGGCUAAACGACUGGAGCGAAGAUCAGGUGGAUGGGUGGGGGUGAGAAAGAGCGUGGAGAUUGGGCAGGGGCUGGGCAAAAGUGUGGUGAGAUCAGGCAGGGAGGAUAUGGGAGGGGUGUUCUGCUUUGCCGCCCCGAAAUGUUGGAUGGUAUGUAGUUCAAUAAGGGUGCUGAGAACAGGUAGGAGACCCCUGUUCAGAGCUUCAGAGUUUCGGACUGUAUUGUGAUAGUCAAUCUCUCUUCUCAGGAAACUCAGGAAAUUGUAACUCUCAAAGAGGAAUAGGAGACUCCUAACAACUCUCAGCACCCUUAAUGAAUGGCAGCUCCCAGAAUUCUUUGGGGAAGCCAUGACUGUUUAAAGUGGUAUUAUAAUGCUUUGAAUGCAUGCUGUGCAUAUGGCCAGAGUCUUACAGCUUUGCGAGAUGAGGAAGGAGCCUCACUGUCAUCAUAUCCAAGCACCCACUGCAAUUCAGUUAAGGGAGAUUUAGCUCCUAAGUCAGGCCAUUACAGCUGCCUCCAAAUUUGAGAUGAUACUGGAUAUCAUGUCCUACUGUGGGCCUUGCUUAGGCUGCUGGACCCCACCAAACUCACUUGACAGUGGCAGCAGGAACACUCCAAGAAGUUGCCAUUUUAAUUUCCCACAAUGCCCCGGGACACCCAAAACCAUAUCAUUACAGGGCAGUGCAGGAAAUGAAUACAGAGAAUUGCAGCCCAGCUGCCCUUGACAUGAGGGCCCCUGGGCAGAUGUCAAUGUUGGUAAGCACUGGGCCCCUGGCAGUUGCCCUAGGAAGCUCCAAGCCAAUGUAUCUCAUGUACAUAUGAAGCUGCUUUAGACUGUUAAUCCAUCUGUCCUGGUAUUACCUACUCUCACAAUAUUGCAAAGUAUUGGCCAAGACCUUUGAAUGCCUGAGAUGAAUGACAAGUUGACCCUCCCAAUAUAAUUUCACAUGCAGAAGCUAACCAGACUGGCACCUGGAUCCUACUUCAACACUGCCUGGCUUCACAUCUGAGGGCAGUAUGCUGCCAAUUCUGCCUAAUGAUGGAGCCAUCCCUGACACUGAGUAUAUCUAAAUGGACUCAGGCAGAGGUCUUUCCCAGCCCUUCUCCCUGACAUCAUUUAAUUAGAGAAUGAAUCUUGGGCCAUCUGCAUUCAAGCAUGUGCUCUACCACUGAACUCUGCCCCAUUCCUCAUGUGAGCGCAUCCCUCAUUUUCAACCAAAAAACAAAGCUGGCACAAAACAAAGCUCCCACAAGCUUCCCCUCCUAUCUUUUCAGACAAUCUUGGUUGCAUAUUCCAAGUUGCUGGCUUUUCAGACAUCCGUUCUUACCACUACUGGGAUCCCAUCAAAUUGACUGUCGACACAGAAGGGUUCCUGGAGGAGCUGCAGGUAAUGUCCUGAGAAUAAAGGACUACUGUACUUGAUCAACCAGAGCUAGAGAUGGCACCAUGUACGGUUAACAGAGAACCAGGGCACCAAUAGUACCAAAUAGGAUGGGAAACAGCCUUAUUAGAAAAAAUUAACCAAUAAACUGAAACUGACACGGGGACAAAUGGAAGAAGACGCCUUCACCCCAAUAUGGUUCCCUUUAUCACCUACACAGCCCAACAAGACAACGACAAGAAUCCACCAACAGCAUACGAAUCAAUAUAGCUAACCUGAUUCAAAAACACCCACCCACCCCACUCACACAUGAAAACCACAGCCAAUCACAAACAAACAACCACACCCUAGGCCAACCCCAACCUCUCUCACCACCAAAGGAACACAAGCGAAUACAGUGGACGCUCGGGUUGUGAACUUGAUCUGUGUGGGAGGCACGUUUGCAACCCACACUGCCACGUCUGCGCACGUAUGGGUUGCGAUUCAGCACUUCUGCACAUGCGCAAAGCGUGAUUUAAUGCUUCUGUGCAUGCACGACUGCCAAAACCCAGAAGUAACCCGUUCCAGUACUUCUGUGUUUCGGCGCGUCUGUAACCCGAAAAAAAUGCAACCUGAAGCAUCUGUAACCCGAGGUAUGACAGUAGUAAAGUAAAGAGAACCUGCACAAGUGAUGCUGACACAAAACCCCACACAUACAUUAAGUAAAAUAGAAACAUCGCCACCCGACUCCACCCCCACCCACCAUGGUCCCUUCCACCUCUUCCACCCUUUUCUUCCUAAUGUAAAACUAAUGUCUCAACAAAUGAAACUGAUUGGUAGAAAAUGUAACUUGAAAAAAGAGACAUUGCACAUACUUUUAUAAACCAAGAUAUCUUUAAUAAAAAACACGUUAAACAAACAAACAAAACAAAGCAGAGAACCAGAGCACCAGGCUGGAAAAGGUAACAUAUUACUGACUUUAUCUUCCUUCUUGCAGCCUCUAAUUCCUUGCACUACCUACUAGUCCUAGUAUUCAAACAGCUAAGAUCGCAGGUGCGGUAGCAAGAGCAGCGGUGGCUAACUCCCAGUUCAAGGGUCUGUUUCACUCCCUCACCCAAACAAUUUUUUCUGGGGCCCAGCACUGGCAAAAAGAAAAGAAAAACGUAAAGUAAGCACAACACUGUCAUGGUCAGAGCUCAGAGAGGCCUGAUGGGAUCCAAAUCACCCCUUCCUCUCCUUAUAUUGGCCAUUUAAUUAGCACAGGUGUGGAUAGGAACUGUUGGUAUGCGGCCCCCAGAGGAUGGGUCAAAGGUGAUAGUGGCCCUCAACACGGAAAAGUUUAGCAAGCCCUGAGCUAGAACGUUGGGUUGGAAGGGAAUGUGGGAAACUUAGGUUGAAUUCUCUGCUCAUUUAUGAAGCUUGACUGGGUACCCACUGACAAGUAACUGUGUCCUAGCCUGGCCUACUUCACAGGGAUGCUGUGUACACUCUGACCCCUGCAGAGGAAGGGCAGGAUGCGAAUGUAAUUGAUUAAAUAAAUACAACCUCCUUCCUGCAGCAGUGCCCACCCAGUUGUCAACAGAACACAGGAAGCUGUGUCAUCUAGCCUAGUAUUAUCUACCUUGGCUGAGCCUCAGUCUGAAGUCUUCCUCAUUGUCUGCCUCCUGAUGCUGCUAAGAGAUGCUCGGCCUUGAAAAAGGCCUAUAGCUCAGUGAAGGAGGCACUGCCUUACACACAGAAGGUCCCAAGUUCAAUCCCCAGCAUCUCCAGGUAAUGCUGGAAAAGACCCUUGGCUGAAAUCAUGGAAAUCGGUUUCAAAGUAAGCAUAGACCAUACCAGUUAUGACCAUAUCCACAUCCACAUCCAUAGACCAUAUCCACAUCCAUAGACCAUAUCCACAUGCCCUAUUCCCCUGGGAAGACCCAGUUGUUAUCACUGAAUCAGAGCAAACAUCAUUGUUCCCAGAUGGAGGUUUGCUCUGACCUUGUGCCAAAAAGUGUUUUUUUUUCCUGGGAGGAAACGAUGGGGCAGGAGGAAAACCUCUCAGACCCACACUUUCUAACCUCAGGGCAAAUGCAAGUCUAGAUGAGCCCCAAGAUGAGUAUAAAGCAGCCUCCUUUGUUCCUUUGCAACACGGGAGCUCUUGUAAGCAACACAUGUAUUCUGACACUGAGCUAUAGUGUCGUGCCCCUCACACUCGUGCUCGAUACAAACCAUCACUCCUGUUCUGCGUCCCUAGCAUUUUGUAAUCAGAAGUGCACUGCUUCUGAAUGUGAAAGUUUUAUACUUAGGAAUGAUAGCAACAGCCAUUGAUAAACCAUAACAUUGGCUUCAGGCAAUCCCAGUUUUCUUCCCAGACUUCUCCCCCACCCAACGUCUAUGACCCCCAGUGUUUCCAAUCAACAUAAGGUGUUGACUGAAGGAUUGGUUUGCUUUCAGAACGCACCAGAAGGCUCCAUUGUGUUCCUGCAUGCUCCUGAGGAAACUGGCCUGACACCCAAGCAGUGGGAAGAAGUUGCAGCAGUGAUGGAGGUAAAUAUAGGAAUCCACUAGAGAGGCCAAUGACUGGACAGACCGGGAAUAUGGAACCUGCAGCCCUCCUAAUGUUCUUGGAGUCAAACCACUUUAAACAGGCAUGGCUUCCCCCAGAGAAUCCUGGGAAAUGUAGCUUGUUAAGAGUGCUGAGAGCUGUUAAGAGACCGCUGUUCUUCUCAAAGAGCUACCAUUCUCACAAUUCUCUGGGAAGAGGGAUCGAUUGUUAAACCACUCUGGGAACAGUAGAUCCAUUAAUGGAAUAGAGGUCUCCUAACGACUCUCAGCAGCUUAACAAAGUAAAGUUGGCAGAAUUAUUUGGUGGUGGAGAGGGUGCUGUGACUGUUCAAAGUGGUAUGAUCAGGCACAAGCAAACUCGGCCCUCCAGAUGUUUUGGGACUACAACUUCCACCAUCCCUGACCACUGGUCCUGUUAGCUAGGGAUGAUGGGAGUUGUAGUCCCAAAACAUCUGGAGGGCUGGAGUUUGCCUAUGCCUGAGUAUGAUGCUGCUUUAAAAGCAUAGGACAUAUGGGGCCCGUCUGAUAGUGGGAAAAUGGAAAUUUGUUGGGAAAAGGGGCAUGGUAUGGAGUGGAGUGGUUAGAAUCCUGAGGAGAAGCACUUGAUACCCAGUUUGCUUCAGGUCCCACUUGUGAAAUAAUAAUAAUGAUGAUGAUGAUGAUGAUGUUUUAUUUAUAUCCCGCCCUCCCCAGCCAAAGCCAGGCUCAGAGCAAAAAGAUAAUGUGCAAGUAUAUCCCAUGCUUCACUGCAAAUAAUUAUGCCAUCCCCACUUCCAAGAAGUGAGAUGUUUUAGGGCAGAACUUUAGGGUUUUUCUUUUUCUUUUGAUGAGUGGACACUUAAGAGACUUCAGCUCUGUUUGUAACACUGGCUUGAUUUACAAAUUUACAAGCAAAUCACAGCGAAGGCAAAACAGGCCCUCCUCCAGCAGGCUGCACAUUCACCAGAGACUACAUCCCAAAAUCUUUCCCUUUCCCUUCCAUUAAAAAAACCUCUGCUGCCUGCCUGUUUUCUGAGAUCCCACCUUGCAGGUGAAUUGUGCAUUUGGGAAAUAACAUCAAGUCAUUAGGGAGAACAUUAAGCUUCCUUAGUCAAGUCCUAGACACUCAUCAGAAGGCACUUUUAAGCAACCUUGUAAAUCAGACCAUAAAAGUCAAUAGCCUGUCCAAAAGAACAAAACCAAACCUCUGUUCUGCUGGAGCUCCAGUCCUCUUACAGCAGCCUGCUGUAUUUUGUGCUAGACAUGGAGAAGUGGGCUUCCCUGCUAUGAUAGCAAAUUUGCUUUGUAUGCUGGGCUACAGAGAAGGAACAGAGUGCUCCAUCCAUCCUCCUUUAGCUCGCUCACUCACUUCUAUGGAAUUCCGUUUACUCACCCAACAGCAAUUCCUUGUCACGAUUGCCAGGCUAGUGUUUCAAUGCAAAGCUGUUUUUAGGUAAACCCAUGGCUAUCGUUCACAAGAAUGUCAGCCAAAUUCACAAUGCAUCUGUUUCUUCUUUCUUCCCACCUCUUUUGGGUCCUUAGAAAAAGCACCUCUUCCCCUUUUUCGACAUCGCAGCUCAAGGACUGGCCUCAGGAAACUUGGACAAGGAUGCCUGGGCAGUGCGGCAUUUUGUAGCAAAGGGAUUUGAGCUUCUGUGUGCCCAGUCUUUUUCCAAAAUGUUUGGCCUAUACGGUAGGACUCUAAUGGUCACACUAAGUGGGUCCUAGGCAGACUGAGCAUCUUGGGGAAGGGCAGUAGAAUCCCUUUCACGUUGAAGAGCAAAAGCAUGCAUAAGAGGAUUGUGGGAUCAUCCCAGGUAACGUCGUCCCCUAUCACCGUAUCAGGAACCUGUGUUACAUUGCUGCCAAAUCCAUUUCUGCUGUGUGCUUUGAUGAUGAUGAUGAUGAUGAUGAUAAUAAUGAUAAUUUAUUAUUUAUACCCCACCCAUCUGGCCAGGCCUCCCCAGCCACUCUGGGCGGCUUCCAACAAAAUAUUAAAAUACAGUUAUGCAUCAAACAUUAAAAGCUUCCCUAUACAGGGCUGCCUUCAGAUGUCUUCUAAAAGUAUGGUAGUUGUUGCUCUCUUUGACAUCUGGUGGGAGGGCAUUCCACAGGGCAGGUGCCACUACUGAGAAGGCCCUCUGCCUGGUUCCCUGUAUCUUCGCUUCUCGCAGUGAGGAAACCGCCAGAAGGCCCUCAGCAAUGGACCUCAGUGUCCGGGCAGAACGAUGGCGGUUGAGAUGCUCCUUCAGGUAUACUGGACCUUUCCCUUCCAUUGAUGGCAUGAUGCAGGCCUAGGCAGCACAGCUCUGCAGCCCCCUUGCAUAUGCUCUCGGUGCGUAAGUCUGGUUUUUGGUUUUUUUGUCACUUGCAUUUAAAACCUACCCAUCAUCAUGGGGACCCAGGAGUUGUAAGAAAAAGCAGGUGUCACAUACAGUGGUACCUCGGGUUAAGAACUUAAUUAGUUCUGGAGGUCUAUUCUUAACCUGAAACUGUGCUUAACCUGAAGCACCACUUUAGCUAAUGGGGCCUCCUGCUGCUGCCACGCUGCUGGAGCACGAUUUCUGUUCUCAUCCUGAAGCAAAGUUCUUAACCUGAGGUACUAUUUCUGGGUUAGCGGAGUCUGUAACCUGAAGUGUAUGUAACCUGAAGCAUAUGUAACCCGAGGUACCAUUGUAGUUGGGAAGGCUGCCUGGAAGUCCAUGACUGCUCUGAAAAGAUAUCAUACCUAUAUUUAAACACUAGAGGUCCUCAAAGACAAGAGAAAGGAGUUCAGAAAUUAGUGAAUAACAAUGAGUGCACUCACUCUGAGUUAUUCUCUUUAGCUUGCUACAUCAGUGCCCAGUUUAUAUCACAUUUAUGCUUGUGAUGACUUUAUGGAGUGGUUUAAAAAUCCACUCCUAUUGUGUGCCAUCCAAAAGCGCUUCCAAAAUUGGAUUGAAUGGCAGGGGUAAAAACUGACUGAUGCUCUUCAGGAACUAAUCACAUAGGAGAAGAGCCGUAGCUCAGUGGGAGGGCAUUUGCUUUGCAUGCAGAAGGUUCCAGGUUCAAUCCCCAGCAUUCCCAAUUUGGGCUAGGAAUGUCCCCCACCUGAAGCACUGGGGAGUCACUGAGAGUGUAGAUUUCGGUUUAUUAAAUUCCACCACAAAAAGGCCCAAAGUGAUUUUACGACCAGUAUAAAAAUCCAAUGAUAAAAAUGCACAAGCAUAUUAAAAAAAAUCAUCAUAAUGCAGACUUCCAAUCACUGGUCCUGCCCAGUCCCCAGUAAAUGAAAACCCUGCCUGCCAUAAGUGGACCUCUCUGGGGAAAGCCUUUCAUAUAUAUUGAGCUAUUAUAGAAAAGGUAUGUUCUCUCAUUGCCACCCUCUGAAUGUCCUUCAUGUUAAGUUGUGGGUGAACAUAUCAGACGACACAGCGAUUCUUCAACAGCUCUUGUUGAAGAGACCAGAACAGAACUGAACUGAAGGGCUCAGUCAGCCUGCUUAUAUAGAGCUCCAAUACAACGUUACUGUAGCAACUUUCUAAAACUAUCCAAUCACUGAACGUCACUUUCGAUCCUUCAUUUGCAUAACUAUCUACAGUAUCCCCCUGCUGGCCCAGGGUGAAAACUUCAGUACAUAACACUUCAGAGGUGGCAUACAGAGAAGGGGCUCAGGUGACGAUCUCAGGGUCUGGGCAGGUUCAUAUGGUGAAAGUGUAGACGACCGCAUGCCUGAUGGUCCUGAGUGGACUGACUCAAUGUAAGGCAUGUUCCUAUAUUCCUUUGAAGGCUUGGGUGGGUUGUCCUCUGGACUGGCAGCCUCAGGGAUACUCCCUGCAACUCCCACCAGCCCCAGCAAUUUCUGAAUAUGGUGGAGGAAUAGGAAGUGUAGUCUGAAGCUGUUCUGUGUGGGGAGAGCUGGCUGCGUACGCAUGUAAUUGAUUCGUAUACAAUUGAUUGGCAACGCCAUCUUCAACAUGUCCUGUUCCCUUUUGCUAUUUCAUGCAGAGGAACGAGUUGGAAAUCUCAUUGUGGUGACGAAAAACAACCAGACACUGAUCAGAAUCCAAUCCCAGCUGUCCAAGCAAAUAUGCAUGACGUGGUUUAGCCCCACCAGCUUGGGGGCAAGGGUCAUUGCAAUGGUGCUGACCAGCCCUGCACUGCUGUACGAGUGGUAAGAAGGAAGGCAGGUAACUCCGCGGUCGGGGCUUGUAUUGGACAAAAAAAAAUUGUCUGCUGCUGUUUUGUGAAUAUUUUGAUGCACCUGUAAUGAAGGUAUUUCCCAAAAUAUUUUUGCACAAUUGCUGUGAGUGGGAAAAGGCAACAGGAAAGAGGGAGAUCAGCAACCGAGGCAAGGGUUGAAUAAAUACAGUAUUUUUCACUCUAUAAGAUGCACCAGACCACAAGACGCACCUAGUUUUUGGAGGAGGAAAACAAGAAAAAAAAUAUUCUGAAUCUCAGAAACCAGAACAGCAAGAGGGAUCGCUGCGCAGUGAAAGCAGCAAUCCCUCUUGCUGUUCUGGCUUCUGGGAUAGCUGUGCAGCCUGCAUUCACUCCAUAAGAUGCACACACAUUUCCCCUUACUUUUUAGGAGGGAAAAAGUGAGUCUUAUAGAAUAAAAAAUACGGUAUUCUGCAGGCACCAGUGCUAUAAUAGCAUUCAAUGCAGGAGUGAGGAACCUGCAGCCCUCUGGACUCCAUUUCCCACCAGUCCCAGCUAGUGUGGCUGCAAGUGGUGCCAACUUUUAUCACCCUGUUUAUUUGCCUGGACAUUUAAAAUGUUGGCUAUGCUGUUGGUUUGCUCUGUUGUGUUAACUGGUUCAUGAACUGUUUCAUUGAUUGUUUUGUUCUUGUUGCAUUAUUGUAUUUUGUCUUGGUAUGGUUGGUUCAGUCAUGCCUGUAAUAUUCUGCCCUGGUGCCCUUAAGGAUGAAGGGAACAUUUAAAAGCACUCAGAGAUCUCAUAUACAGAUUAUAUCAUUAGUAUCAAAAAUUAGGGUUGUCCACUUGUCAAAAGAAAUCAGGAAUGAUUAAUUUAUGGGUGGUUGACUGGUUCAUUCAUCCUCUCUUUAAAUCUGCAUAGAUGCCUAUACAUAAGACCAGCUGCUAAAGCAAAAAAGCUUCUUUCUUGUUUAGAGGAUUUGUGGACAUGUCACAGCAGGUACUACUGUGAAAGGAGAAAUGCCUCAUUCUUAAAAUCUAUAGAUGUCUAGACCCAGGGAUUGGUUUGAUUCUGGUUUGAUAUCAUAAUUUGUAUGGAUUGCUCAAACCACAGUUUCGUUUUGAUAUCCAUACCAAGAAACUGUGGUACCAAGAAACUGUGGUAUGGAUAUCAAAACGAAACUGUGGUUUAACUGAACAUUGAAUUAAAGCAUGAAAGCGAAGGGAGGAAAGAAAUAAUGUGGGAGUAUGUGAACGCAUGACUCAUUCCUAGUUCAACAAACUUUAGUUUGUUGGGCUGUAAUCAUUAUGUCUGAACCAGACUUCGCAGCCGUUUUGAGGAGAGAGCGGGGGGGGGGGAGGGGAUCUCAUGCCAUAUCUUUUCUAUCCCUGUCCUCAGGAAACAGAGUCUGUUGAAACUAGUAAAGAGAAUUAUGCUGAUUAGAGAAAAACUGAAGGAAAAGCUGCGUAUCCUGGGGACACCGGGUUCCUGGGAACAUAUCACAGCCCAAUCAGGAGUCAAUAGCUUUGUCGGGCUCCUCCGUAUGUAUCCAAUAAGCCUAUUCUCUUGCCAGUGGAAGCUGGUCCAUUAGGGCAAAUGGGGCACUGAUCCAUCACUUUGGUCUGCCUUAAGUCAGCCCCCACCUGACUGCCUUCUUACUUAAAACCAGUCCAGAGGCUGGAAGGAGCAGCUAUCUGCUUCCUCCUCCCCUGACUCAGUGUUGGCCUUGUAGAACUCAGCAGAGAGGAGGAUUUGUAUGGACAAAUCUAGAAUUAGUUGGCUCUGCCUGUCAUUGACUUUUGCUCUGCCUACUGUUCACCUCCCUGCCUUCCUCCCUACAAGUCCCAAAGGGCACCAGCCACCAUUGUCUGUUGCUGAGCCCAAGACAGGUCUGCAUUUGGACUGUGCCCUUCCUAAACACUAGGCUCAAACCUUACCAGGCGUAUGUACGGGUAUCUCUCUUUGCUCCCUGCUUCGCCAUGGUGAGUUGCCAUUGAUCUGGAUGCAUGGUAGAGGAACCACAGGACUGCUUCACUGUGUGUUCGGCGUGGUCUGUUCACCUGGAAGUAACUUCCAUCCCACAUCUCUAAACUGCCCUUAAGAGAUAGAACUCAAUGUUGCAGAGUGGAAAUCACAGCCUCUGCACUGUUUUCUAUAUGCUUUUUAAAAGGUGGAAGUUGGAGGUGCAACAAACCAUUGCAGCAUGAAGUGCUUUUGUUCAGGGUUCCAGUCUCUCCUAUUUGUUCCCCUUCCCGUGGUUUUCUGUUUUGUUCCCCAGCAGUGAGUCAUAAUUCUGUAGCCACUGAGCACACUCAUUGAGCUGUUUCCCAGUCCCCCCGGCUACUCUAUUCUCAUCCACUGCCCCACCUGUCUCCCAGAUCAUUCCCUAUUCCUCCUACUCUCUUGGUCACUCCCCUUUCUGUUCAGCUGCUCAGAUGCCAGUCUGCAAACCAAAACAACUUUGGUCCCCAUCUCUAGCAGAACAUCAGUUAAGGUGCUUGUGCAUGUCAGUGGGAACCCUGAGUGCACCAGAUUCCUACUGAGAUUGAGAGUCUAUACACAUGUGACUUCCUGGCUCACAUACCACUCACAGGGCAGAGCCACCAGAAGGUGGAGGUGAAGACUCCACACCUGCCUAUAAGAGAUCUUGGGAUGGGGGCCCAUGAUCUCACUUCCAUCUCUAAAUUUUGUUUAUGUUCAAGGGAUGGAAUCAGAGGUUACAAGUAAUUUUUUUGGGGGGGGGAAUCAUCCCCCAGACCUGCAGAUUUCACCCCGAAAACAUGUAUUGAGGUGUAAAGGUAAAGGUAAAGGUACCCCUGCCCGUACGGGCCAGUCGUGUCCGACUCUAGGGUUUGUGCGCUCAUCUCACUUAAGAGGCCGGGAGCCAGCGCUGUCCACAGACACUUCCGGGUCAUGUGGCCAGCGUGACGAAGCUGCUCUGGCGAGCCAGCACCAGCGCAGCACACGGAAACGCCGUUUACCUUCCCGCUAUAAAGCGGUACCUAUUUAUCUACUUGCACUUAGGGGUGCUUUCGAACUGCUAGGUGGGCAGGAGCUGGGACCAAAAGACGGGAGCUCACCCCGCCGCGGGGAUUCGAACCGCCGACCAUACGAUCGGCAAGUCCUAGGCGCUGAGGUUUUACCCACAGCGCCACCCGCGUCCCGUAUUGAGGUGUACAGAUCCCCAAAUCUUUGUUGGAUUGAGGUGGAUGCUUUUAAUAUGCUAGUCAUGCUUCGAAAUGUUUCCAUUCUAAACAAAAUGUGGCUUCACAAAGUCACGAUUCAUGAAUGAUUACAAAAGCUUUGGAUUCCGCACUAAUUAUAUUUCCCAAUUAGCUAGCUGUAUUAGAGUUAAAUAAGAAACUGAAACGUCCACUUUAUUCAAACUGGGCAUGGAAAUGAAGCAAGUUCUCCAGUUCAGAGAUGAUCUGAAUGAACAGGCAGAAUCAGGAGAAUGGCAGGAACAUUAAAAAAAAUAAAAUAAGUUGCAUUAAUGGUUUUAUUGUUUCUGUGUCUGCCGCCUGGAAUCCUUUGGGAGGAAGGGUGAGAUAUAACUUUGUAAUCAUCAUCAUCAUCCAUUACACUGGGGAUGGGAAAUUCUCGAAGCUGCAGAUUUGUAUUACGUCAGCCAUUCAAGCUAAGUAAACGUGAGCAUUAUUUGUAUGCAUGCUUCAUUUGCAUCCUGUGUGUUUCGUAAUUCUUUUGAGGUUGUUUGCAUUGAUGAGCCUUUUGAUCGUAGCUGGUUUUAUGCCCAGGCCAAUACUGUUACUUAUUUCCUGCCAGCUUCCCAAGUGGAUUUCCUGGCGCAGCACAAACAUAUCUACCUCCUUGCAAACAAGCAGAUCAACAUCUGCAGCAUUAAUUCAAAGAACCUGGAUUAUGUUGCACGGAGCAUCCAUGAAGCAAUUGUGACCACGAUCCCUCACAUCCAAAGUGAGCUCAUGGAGAGUUCGAGUGAGAACCAUGAACCUUCAAGAGAGUCCACCUGAAUGAUUUUUUAAUAGGUGCAAUAAAACUUUGUUUUGCAAAGCCUCUGUAUA